This is a messenger RNA of Phaeoacremonium minimum UCRPA7, 1695 nucleotides long. RefSeq names its product putative agc yank protein kinase protein. The coding region runs from base 1 to 1695 and encodes 564 amino acids. Lineage: Eukaryota; Fungi; Ascomycota; Sordariomycetes; Togniniales; Togniniaceae. The transcript is spliced from 7 exons. Gene Ontology annotation, biological process: intracellular signal transduction; peptidyl-serine phosphorylation. Gene Ontology annotation, molecular function: protein serine/threonine kinase activity; ATP binding. The record is from RefSeq and is a predicted model, not a curated record.
AUGGGUAACAGCCAGGGCAAGCCCGUCGAUCUCGACGGAGAAGUGAACCUGAAUCACUUCCGCCUCCUACGAGUCGUCGGUCGAGGAGCCUUUGGCAAGGUUCGAAUUGUUGAACGAAAAGAUACCGGGCUAUCCUUCGCCCUAAAAUAUAUUCGCAAAGAUGAAGUCGUUCGGUCGGAAAGUGUACGGAAUAUUAUACGGGAGCGGCGAAUGCUCGAGCAUGUGAAUCACCCCUUCAUAUGCAACUUGCGGUACAGCUUUCAGGACAUCGAGUACAUGUAUCUCGUUGUCGACUUGAUGAGUGGUGGCGAUUUACGUUUUCAUAUAUCAAGAAAGACCUUCACAGAAGAUGCCGUCCGAUUCUGGAUCGCGGAACUGGGCUGCGCGUUACGGUACAUCCAUGGCCAGGGCAUUAUUCACCGUGAUGUCAAGCCCGAUAACGUUCUGUUGGAUGCUGAUGGACAUGUCCAUUUGACUGAUUUUAACGUUGCGUCCGAUAUUAUUCCAGGAAAGAUUCUCACAAGCAAGUCUGGAACCCUCGCCUAUCUUGCGCCCGAGGUGUAUGCGGGCAAGGGCUAUGACUGGAGAGCCGAUUGGUGGUCGCUUGGUGUGCUGUUCUACGAGUGCAUAUACAAUAAGCGGCCGUUCGAAGGCAACUCAGAGUCAACGCUCAGCAGUAUGAUCCAGGCCGCAAAUCCGAAAUACCCUAUCACCUCACCUCCAGUUUCAUUACUGUGCUUGUAUGCGAUCCGGGACGCCUUAGAAUCUAAUCCCGAUAAACGACUUGGCGCAACAUGGGAGAGCUUCACGCGACACGAUUUCUUCGCAGUCCUUGAUUUCGAGGCCCUAGAGAGGAAGCAAAUCGAGCCCGUAUUUGUGCCCUCUUCCGAGAAGACCAACUUCGAUGCGACAUAUGACCUGGAGGAGCUCCUCCUUGAAGAGGCGCCAUUGGAAGCCAGAGCUCGAAGACAGAAGCCAAGAGAGCGAUUGAAGGAUGAUGCUACCGACAAGGAGAUCAGGGAAGAUGAGCUAUACAGAAUGAUCGAGACGGAUUUCCGACCCUUCGACUACACAAUUGCGGCCUAUAAGAAGAUCACGCAGCAACAAGAAGACGGGCAGGACGGUCAACCAGUUGUAGUCGAGUGCAACACAAACGGCCUACCCGAGGAGCAACAACCACAAGCUCUCACGACAAACGACGCUCGGCCAGCUUCGCAAGCGACGGCGCAUACAACCAAUGGAGCCGUGAUACAACCAGUGUUCCAGCCUGACUCAAUGCAACAGACGCAUGCUUCUCGACCGUCCCAAGAUGGCAGUCCAAGAUCCCACAAGAGUCGUCCCAGCAGCAGCCACGGCCGCCGCGUACCUCCUGGACGUCCUCCCCCGCUACCCCCAUACCCCACCUCGUACACCAACAGCAAGCCAGGCCGUGGUGGUCCGAAGGGCCUCAUCGUGGAGAGUCCUACGGGUGGAGUGCAGGUUACGCUUGAUGGCGGUGGCAGCUGGUCUGACCUGGCACGUCAAGACGCAACGCUCCCUGCUGAUGCUAGCGGAGCUAUUAACGAGGCUGGCAAAGAAGCCGCAUCUGGAGGUGUGUUUGGUUUCCUUCGCAAGGGCAAGGGCAGAGGCAACAGCCCGAAACCGAAGGAAAGGGGUGUGCUUGGCAAAGAAGGCGCGAGAGUCGUUAUAGGCUGA